Molecule: messenger RNA, 8372 nt
Organism: Stegodyphus dumicola
Lineage: Eukaryota; Metazoa; Arthropoda; Arachnida; Araneae; Eresidae
Gene: Hr38
Product: Hormone receptor-like in 38
Biological process (GO): regulation of transcription by RNA polymerase II; cellular response to corticotropin-releasing hormone stimulus
Cellular component (GO): nucleus; transcription regulator complex
Molecular function (GO): nuclear receptor activity; RNA polymerase II cis-regulatory region sequence-specific DNA binding; nuclear glucocorticoid receptor binding
Source: RefSeq, a predicted model, not a curated record
GGAGUGCGAACACCGGACGGGUGAGACACAACAGAGAAGGGAUGUGAAUUGGUGAAGACGGUCGGAGCUCCUGGUCUACCACAUCCGAACACACGUGCUGGACAGUGAACGACGUUUGGAAUUAUUUGUGCCUCAUCACGGAUUCAAUCAAACUGGACUAUUUUGUUAAUUAUCCGCUCUCUGGGUAUGAGGAUCAGCUGUUGUGCUAUCCAAACUGGGUACAAGUCGAUCUGGUAGUUACAUAACCAUCCUCAAUCAGUCCUUCGGACUUCGGAUGCAAAUCUAUGUAUUGCGCUGCCCCUGAGAAGUUAUACCAGUGGUUAGCAGAUCUGUUACUCUCCACAUACAGCCCCCCCGAGCUGACGAGUCGAGAAUCGGCCACUGGCUGCAGGACAAGAGGGAGCCCCAGUGAACCGGCCACGACAUCUAUCCUUGUCACCAGCAGCGACAGUGGAACCACGACCACCUCCACAACAAUAACGACAGAUACCCAAACCACCAUGCUUUUACUACAACAGCCACAGAGCACUCAGUUCAGUGGCAGCAUUCCUAGUCCCGAAUUCAGUAUUCCUUUUCCGGAUGAAGUUGCCUUCAUCGAGGAGGACUUAAAAUUGCCCUCCUUUGAGUUGGGAACUACUUCGGAGCCCUUCUUCACCACAAGCGAUAGCCGCAGUGGGAGCACCUUUCAAGAAAUGUUCCAGCAGGACACCUUCGGUGUUCCCUCUACAGAAGAACUAACCCCUACCACCACCACAUCUGCUGGUAUCGCUUCUUUGCCCAGUUUCCAAGAAACGUACUUUCACAGGAGGUCGGACGUUACCGGUUUCUUCUCGUUGAAGUUUUCUCCAGGGGAAGAGAUACCCAUGGAAGAAGAUAUAGAAGGCGAAAGGUUCUCUAUAUCCAUGGCUACUUUCCCCCAAUCAGAGGACGUCACGUCGAUAACGACACUAACAUCCGCUACCCCUGCAUUGGACAGUCCUGGUCCCUCAUCUUCGUCCUUCAUGGCCCCGUCUUUUUCGUCCGAGGGGGGACCUUCCAAGCCAUCCUUUCAUCAAUUAGUAGCACCAUACCCAACAACAUUUUCAGGAGUGUCGGUACUUUCUAGUGAGGGUUUGUCUCCUUUUGGAAAGCAGUCACUUACACUGCACGAACUGACGUCGCCAACACCCAGUCCCAAACCGGGCCGCAGCGGUAAAAAGCCCUCACUUACUCUCUCCAGCACAUCCGCAUCCGAAGUGAGUAUUCGUCAUCCAACACCUACUACACCAACUACUCCGAGUGGCACAUCAGGUUCUAGUCGAUCUUCCCCCGGUGCCCCGGAAAGCACUCCUCCACCCUCCAUGCUUUGUGCCGUCUGCGGUGACAACGCGGCUUGUCAACAUUACGGUGUUCGAACUUGCGAAGGUUGCAAAGGAUUCUUCAAGAGGACAGUUCAGAAAAACGCAAAGUAUGUUUGCUUAGGUAACAGGGAUUGUCCUGUGGACAAAAGACGUCGAAAUCGUUGCCAAUUCUGCAGAUUUCAAAAAUGUCUUGCUGUCGGUAUGGUGAAAGAAGUUGUGAGAACGGAUAGUUUGAAGGGAAGACGAGGCCGGCUGCCUUCAAAACCCAAAUCUCCUCAAGAGUCACCCCCAUCGCCGCCGGUCAGCACCAUCACCGCUCUGGUCCGAGCUCACGUGGACACUACUCCUGAUCUGGCCAACCUCGAUUACUCUCAAUACAAAGAAACAGGUGUCUGGAAGCAGGAACCCUCUACAACAGCUGAACAGAUUCAACAAUUUUAUGACCUAUUAGUCUCAUCUAUCGAUGUAAUCCGCCAGUUUGCCGAUAAAAUCCCUGGUUUCACAGAUCUGAAUAAAGAUGACCAAGAAUUACUUUUCCAUUCUGCCAGUUUAGAACUGUUUUCUCUUAGACUUGCGUACCGGAUGCACCCAGAUGAUGAAAAAGUGACUUUCUGCAAUGGUACAGUUCUUAGCCGUGAGCAAUGCCAGCAGAUAUUUGGCGACUGGCUCAACAGUAUUUUCGAUUUCUCCAGAAGUUUGCACAAGAUGGACAUCGACAUCUCUGCCUUUGCUUGCCUUUGUGCUUUGAGCCUUGUGAUAGAAAGGUAUGGUUUAAAAGAACCUGAACGUGUGGAGCAGUUGCAGGCGAAAAUAACCAGCUCACUACGCGACCACGUGACCUACAACAACGAAGCACAGAAGAAAAGGCAUUACUUCAGUCGGAUCCUAGCACAGCUCCCAGAAUUGCGGUCACUUAGUGCCCAGGGUCUGCAACGCAUCUUCUACUUAAGGCUAGAGGACCUUGUUCCUGAACCGCCCUUGGUGGAGAACAUCUACACGUCCUUCUAGAGGAAAAAGGAAAUCGGGCCAUCGCAGCCCGCCUGUUUGUUUUGCCUGAAGCUCGGGGUGGCUAGCAGGGUGCGAAAAUCCUCACGGCAUGACCCGUCCGCAGGAAAGGGCCCGCCCAUCUAAAUGAUCUAGGCCCCGCCUGUGUGAGGGCAUGACCCCUCAUCUAGAAAACUUUCGCACCCUGCGAAUGGUCCACCCUGUAUGAAAGCGGAGAACUCUGUCGAUCUUCGCGCAGUAGACCAAGUCAAAUCGUGUUUUAGUGCUAGAGAAGUUGCAAGUAGAACAAUACGUAGCUUUCCUGACAAAGAAUUUGUCGUUUUUCUUUCCACGAAGAUAGCGCUUGUGAACCGUGGAUUAAAAAAAAACUAAAACUAAAACUAAAACUGCACUUCUUGUGACUUUCACCAAAGAACGCUUAAUGUUUUAUUUCUAAGAUUUAUUCAUGUUAUGUAUCUGUUAAAUGUUUAUUACAAAGUAUUGGAAACAGUGCUCGAAAUGAAAUAUGUUAAAAAGGUAAAUUCAUUCACUGUAAAGAUAAAUUCGUAAAUUCAUUCACUAAAGAUAAAUUCUUUCACUAUAGAUAAAUUCAUUCUCUGUAAAGAUAAAUUCUUUCAUUAAAGAUAAAUUCACUCACUGUAAAGAUAAAUCUAUUCACUGUAAAGAUAAAUUUGUUCACUGUUAAAAUAAAUUCAUUAACUGUAAAUUCAUGUAUUUUCAUUUUUGAUGCUUCCCUGAAGAUGAAUCCAGGCAUUUCAGAAAAAUAAAAUAAUAAUACUCAACGAAUUUUUCUUUGAAUACAGGAGUAUUUAUAUUGAUACUGAUGUAUUCAAUAUUUCAAUUUAUUGGUUCAAUAUUUCAUUGAAUAGAGGAGUUUUUUGUUUCUUAUAUUUUCCUUCCUUUUUUUUUCUGUACAAAAUAAAUUUAAUGAGGGAAAAAAGCUUAAAAACCAGCUUAAAAAGCGGAAUGCAAUAAUUUUAGGUGGUGUUAGGUACAAUAAUUAUUUAUGAUGACAUCAGUUAAAACAUUCCGUGAUGUAAUUUAUGUUCUUCAUUUAAGUAAAAAUAUUACCUGUUGCAUUUCGAGCUCUGUCAUGUGAAUUUUAUGUAGUGAAAGGCUUAGGGCUGGCUGAUUUACUAAUCUACCUUAAAUUCCUUGAAUUCAUGGUUUUGCAUUUCUUUAUUUAAAACAUUUACACACAUCUUUUUUAUGCACUUCUGAUCUUAAUAGUAUAUAAUGAUCGAGUUAUUUAACUGAAACCCGUAUCCAAAAUUUGUGAUUUUUUCUAUUUCCCGUUUGUUCUUAACUUAAGCUGCCAAACUGGAUAAAUUUUUGCUGCUAAAUACAUCUUUAUGUAUUACGAAAUUAGCAUUACCAAAGUUUUUUUUUUAAGUAAAAACAUUUUUUAUGGAUUCUUUAUCAUCAGACAUUUGAUAGGUGACAUUAUGCAAUAUAAAUUAUCUUUAUAAUAAAUAAAUACAACUUGCAUUUUUUAUUUAAUUUAUAAUUCGAUAUUAUAUUAUUUACGGAAAUUAAGAUUGCACGUUAUUGAUCAUUCAUCUUCUCCAUUUAUGUCAACCACGGCACAAAAAUGUGCAUUUAAUAUAUUAAAUCAUUUCACUAAUUAAUAAAUUAAACUAUGCUGGUAUUUUUAUAGUCUUUUAAAAUUCAGAAUAUCUGAUAUUAAUGCAUUAAUCACCUUAAAUUAUGAAAUAAACCCUAUAAACCCUCUUUAACAACCGAAACGCGAAGAUCACUCGAAUCAUUUUAAUUAUUUAGUAAUUAGUAGUGACAGCAAAGAAUCCCGAAAACACUGCAUAUGUACUUGGUUGAUCUAAUACUGUAUCGUACCGUAACUGCAAGUAUUUAUGGAAUCCGGCAACACUUAAAAAUAAUUAGCUUUUUCAGAUAUCGUCUGUGCUUCUAUCGACAUCGAAUAUAAAAACAGCUGGAAGUAUCAUUCCAAAAUUUGCAAAUAAAAAAGCAAUUAAAUUUACUUCUGUAUAAAACCACACAAGACAAAGCGAGAUAUUAAAUUAUUAAGUGAUCAAAAUGAAAAAUAAAAUGUAUGCUAUUUAGAGAUUACUAUUUAGGCUGACUUGCCUAGAUACUUGGUUUUAAUUAAAUAAUAAAUUCGGUCUCCAUUAAGGCCUGUUAUAUUUGCCAGCUCUUUGCCUUCUGCACUACGCAAUAUGUUUCAUCUAUUAGAAUGAUUCUGAAGUGAAAAUUACCAAAAAUAAUGUGCAAUACUUUAUUGUUAUCACAUGAAAAGUGUGCAAUUUUAAACGUAUGUGUAACCAUCGUUGGAAGCUUAUUUAUUUACAUAUAUAGAAAGUUGUAAUCUAUUGUAAAAUAUGGCAAAAUCAGAUUAAAAUUCCUUUAAUUUUCAGGUAGAAAAAAUACUCUUGUUUUGUGGUAUCUUCAAUAAUGCAGUUGUCACUUUUCACAAAUUGCAUAAUUUAUUUUCUAUUACAUAUCCGAGCGGUAUACAGUUUUAGUAAUUAAGGUAAAAUUAAGGUACAUAUUCUUCAAUAGCAGCAGCCUUUUUAAAUUUUUUGAUUGAUUGACGCAAGCUACAAACUUUGAUUUUCCACCUAUGUAUAAAAUCAUAACAUCUUUAUAAUUUUAUCUCCUGAAGUAAUUCAUUUUUUGCAAAUCCAUACAUUUAAUUUCCAGUAAUAUACUUGAAUGAAAAAAUAUGCAUACAUGUUAAUUAAUAUAAAUUUUUUCGUCAUUAAGGAAAUAGUCAACUUUUUGACUGUUUUCUUACAUGCACAGUAUAUAUAAUACGCUUAAUAUAUCCAAAAUCUGGUUUUGCCCCUCGUAAAAACAACUACUACUUCUACUAUGUGAUUUUACGGACUAUAUUUAGAAACUUGCAGAAAAGCAUAAAACGCUAAGAGUAUGAAUUUUAAAGUGGUAGAGAGCGAUGUUUUCUGAAACAAUCACCCAUAUAAGGCACAUAAUUCACAUCGUUUAGAACUUCUGAUGGAAAUCGUCUGCGGAAUCUUGUGCUAUAUUUUGUGUGGGACUGGCACCUUGCCAAUGAUAAAAACUCAAGUGAUAAUUAACGGAGUAUAUUGUACCAAGAAGAGAAAAGAACUUACUUCAAAAAACUCUUGCUUCGUUUGCAACAUAUCUUCAUUCUGUCACCUUAUUAUCAAAAAAACUGCAAGUAUUCCAUGCAAAGAAUAUAAUUAAGCACAUUAUGAGUAUUCGCUGUGCAUUGCCAGCUUUGUGUAGACGACACUACCUUUGAUAAAAACGUACUUAAAAUGCUCUGUGAUGUAUUUUUUAAAAUCUUCACAUAGAUCUAGUCGUAAUUUGUGCCAUAUGUGUUCUGAAAUCUAUAACACUCUCAGCCGAUGGUGUAGAGGCUUUGCAUCUUCUGGAGCAACUGCCAGCGUAAGAACAUUGUUGAAUCUCGAUGAGCCAUGAUUGAUUAGCACAAAAUUUAUGAUAUUUACUGUGAGAUAUUCUGAUGACAGUGUUGGAUUUUAUGCAAUUAAUUCCUGAAAGUUGCUUAUGUAUAUAUUACAUGUAUGUUAUUGUUGUCUUUAUGGUCAUGUGACAAUUUUUUCCUCAGGGGAAAGGAAGGGAACACAAUUAAGUUUCUGUGUCACAUGUGCUCUCAAAGUUUCAUUCUGAUGCUCUAGAUCUUGAAGAUGUUUCUCUUCUUUUUCUUACUUAUAUGCAUGAUGAAAAAUAUCUUGCAUUUUUGUAAUUUUAUGUGCUAUGUAUUAUUAUUUUAUAUUUUUUGGGUAUUUCAGUUAUGAUUCACUGUUUCUUAAGCAAAAGUUGAUCUGUAAUUAAUUAAGGCAGUUCAUUUUUGAAGUAUUAGAAUGGCAUUUAAUAGUUAAAAGAAACGUUUUGUGUGUGUGAACUAUUGUUAACAAUUUUAUCUAGUUUCGUGAACUCACUUGCAUCUUUGACUUACAUUGUUGUUUGUGAUACGUGAAAAUAUGUAUCAAGGAAUGUUUUUUAACUAUUUAAACUAUCAGCCAUUUCAUCUUCAUUGAUCGAAGCAAUGAAUUUUUUAUUCAUUAUUUUCAUUUUAGUUUUAAGUAUUAUAUCAUUAUUUCACUCAUUUGAGUUGUUUUAAAAUAUUUUAAAUCGUAUUUUUCGUCAAAUGCAUUUUAUACGAUAAAGAAACAUGUUUGCAUGAUGAUUCGGGUAAUACCGGAAGAUUCAUGCAUCUACAACCAUCGAUUUUUUACGCAAUAAUUUUAUUCCUUUGUAAUUUAGUUACUUCUUGACGUUUUCUAAAUAUUGUUUUGUUGAAACAUAAUUCGUGUAAUUUAUGAUUUUUAAAGAUUUGUUUCAUGUGGAAUAUGAAAAUCUAAAAAAAGUUGCCAUUUAGAUUUUCAUAUCAGAAAACUUUUUAACUAGUGAAGCAAAAAUUACUUUCUCUCCCGCCAAAUUAAUUUUUUUACUUCCCCUGCUAAUUAAAACAUUUUGAAUUUUCAAAGUUUUGUAAAACAAUUACUUCAGGCAAAAGAAUACGCAACUGUUUAUUAUAUACAGAGGCACUGUCAUUAAAUUAAUUAUGUGUAUGUAAGUGUGGAAGAAUGAGUCGUACAAAACUUAAUACAAAUUCACUUUAUUUCUCUUAAUAAUGUCAAAAGAAUUCUUUCGGAAAGUUCUAAUGCUGAUAGGUUUUCAAAAAAUAGUCGAUGUAAAAUUAAGUGUAUAUUUUAUUACUGUGCAAUAAUAUUUGUUUAAUACGUUUGCAAAGAAAGUUGGAGUUUGAAUGAGUAAUUUGUUUCUAUUCUUUUAAACAUUUUGCUAAGUAUAAGGAGUAUUAGACCCUUUUUUAAUUUUUAAAUGUGUUUUUUUAAUGUUUCAAAUUAAUUUUAAUGGUUAUUUCAUAGUUAUAACAUAUCAAAACUUCUUUGAAAAUCUUUAGUAAAGAAAAUAUGCGUUUUUAAAUGUUAAAAUCGUUAUAUAUACAUAAAUGAAAUAUAUAUAAAUAUAUAUAUAUCUAUAAAGAGGGAAAUAUAAAAUUUUGUGAUGCAUACUGCUGAGCUUGAGAAUGCUGUAACAUUCCUUGUGAUUAGGCUGUAGAAUUUGUUACAUAAUAUAGUAAAAUAAUUUAAUUGUAUGUUCUGUUGAAAUUAGAAUUAAACAUUAAUCUGGUAGUUUCAUACUUGCAAACAUUGCAUGUGGUUUCAAUUUUAGCAAUUCAUAAAGCAGACUGUCUGUCUGUUUUUAUCCAGGUUAAUACUGUAAAUUUCCGUUUGACUCAUUAUUUGCGAAAGUUUGAUAGCCUCCAUGCUUUCCUAUCUUAGUAUUUAUGUAAAUUAAACAUUUUCCUCAAAUAUGGUUGAAAUUAGUAGGAUUUAGUAAUUUUUACUUAACAGGGCUUCAAUUAUUGUUUAUGAAAUAGAGAUUUAUUGAACUAAAAUAAUUUCGUAUCAUUUUAUUAAACUAACCUUAAAGCGUAAGUAGUCAAUUUUAUUAUGUUACCUCUCUAACAUAAUUGUUUUGAGUAUAUUAAGUCAACUGAAUGUCUGUGCGCAUAAAAAAAUUUACAUUUAUAUGUAAAUCAAAGGAGGAAAAGAGAAUAGUAAACGCGGAAGAGUUUUUUAGAAUUUAGCGGAACAUAUUUCAAUUUGGAAAAUAUUUCAAAGCAAAGCAUAAAAUGCUAACAAUAAUAUUAUAUGUUUGCUUAAAAACUACCACUUUCUCACCUGAUGCCUUAUACACAGAGAUUCUAUUAAUAAUGAAACUUUAAAAGAAUUCUGUUUUUUUUUUAAAUGCUGCAAAAUUGUAAACGAAAUAUUUCAUUGUUGUUAGCUUAAAUUUAGAGCCUGUAAAAUAAUAUUUGUGGUCUCAUUUCUGCAAUGUCUUACUUAUUCUGUUAUAUAAUAUCCUAGAGAUGUUAUAUUUUUGCUUGACUAAAAUAUAUGUUCAUCGUUCUAAGAACGAUGCUGCUAGUCAAACUGAGCAAAAAAAAAAGUUAUUUAUUGUUGUUACCUAUAAUGUAGAAUAUUCGAAUCAAAUAUAAAGUUUAUUAUUGUUUCAAAA